Molecule: messenger RNA, 4181 nt
Organism: Zeugodacus cucurbitae (melon fly)
Lineage: Eukaryota; Metazoa; Arthropoda; Insecta; Diptera; Tephritidae
Gene: gfzf
Product: glutathione S-transferase 1
Exons: 5
Coding region: 205-3213 (1002 amino acids)
Biological process (GO): glutathione metabolic process
Molecular function (GO): glutathione transferase activity
Source: RefSeq, a predicted model, not a curated record
GAGAUUUCGGGCUACCAUGUUUGAGUUUUACUGCGAAACUUUUUGGUAUUUGUAGUCGUCUAUAAAAUUGGAACACUCUAAAAAUCCAAAAAUCACUCCAUUCCUUAUUCAACAGCGGGAUUUUGUGUAUAAAAGGAAGAUAGAAAAUAUAAACAAAAACAGUGUUUUAACCAGCAAUCAAAUUUUAAAUUAAAGUAUACAAAUAUGUCACAAAUGGAUAUAUCGCAUGUGCAAAUGGUGCGGUCUGCGAAAGGCAUUGAUAUGUUAUGUGUCGAUAAUUUCUUAUAUCAUUUUGUGGACAGAGGAAAUAAAAGAUGCCGGUGGGUAUGCAAUAGGUUGAAAAAUAAAUACCAGCCGUGCCGUUCAAGAAUAGCCACUGUUAUAAUUGAAGGUGAUGAGUCUCAGCAUAAAGUAGUGCGAGUAACAAACGAACAUACGCAUGAACGCUGUUCUGAAAAAGAAAUUUCUAAAGUAGUUGAACGAAAGCUCCGCGCAGAUUUGGCUGGUAAGCCGUGCACUUUGAAAAGCAAACGUAUAAAGCACAAACAUUUAUCGGAUGAGGAAACUAACGCCAGUAAGCAAAGAUGGAAUGACGGUUCGGAAUCUGAUGAGUGGCCAGCAGAUGAUGAAGACAUAUUUCCCAAAGAAAUCAAUAAAAAUGAAAAAGUUGUUGAAGCGAGUUCUGAAAACGAUGACAUCUCUAGGAAUGAAGGAAAUAUCUUCAGUUUCGAAAAACAAAAGUUAUACAUGCUCAAAACUGCGCUUGGACGCCAGAUGAUAUCAGUAGACGGUUUUCUUUAUCGUUUAGAAUCUAAGUCUAUUACAUCGAAUACUCAUCGCUGGGAGUGUAUAAAGCAAGAUCCUGCGUGUAAAAUACGUAUUCUUACGGAGUGUUUAUCGAAUAACACUCACCGCUUAAAAGAUCGACAGGUUGUGAAUCAUAGUCAUAACGGCUAUACACCUUUGAAACUGACGAAACUACUCCUUAAAAACAACAUAAGUGUACUAACUGGAAGUGGCGAAAAUGCAGCUUUCAAAUCAAUGAAAGAUUUAGAAAACUUAAAAAAUUACUCUCCAAAGCAUGGUACACCAUCAAUUAAACCACCAAAAAAACGUAUAAUUGAAAGUUUUAACGCUAAAACAUCGACGGAAGAAACCACGAACAAUGGCCAAGAAAAAGCCAAACGAUUUCGAACAAAAGCGCAGCCUGUGACUUAUACAUAUUCAGAAGAUCCGCUUGCGGCUUUAUCAACUAACACGAAACAUGACUUGGAUAAAGCAAAAUUCACGUUUUUACCCUCAGCUAAGGGACAUAAAGUUCUUUGCCUUGAUAAUUACAUUUAUCAUUUGGAUACUCGAAGCCCGCGCAAUGGCCGGGCAUAUUGGACAUGUCUUCUACGUCGAGAUAAAUUUUACAAAUGUAAUGCCCGUGUAACGACAGAAAUGACACAUAAAGGUCCGAUUAUAGUUCGAGUGUCCGGGACUCAUUUACAUUCCAAUCAUUCACAAGAUAUUAAGCGGCGCUUGUGUAAAAGUUUUGUUGUGCAAAACGCAGAGAAAGCCGGCUUGAAAACUGAAAAUAUACUAAACGAAUCAGGAAAUGGAUUAAAUAAAGAAUUUAAAGAGAUUGUGGAAAGGUCGAAAGAAACCAUUGAACGUCGAAUUGGAUAUUUGAGUAAGCAAGGCAGUAACUCAGAAAAAGAAGUAAAGUCGAAAAGUUUAACAGCAAUGGAUUUGUGCGAGAACACUGUUUCCAGUUUUUCCAGUGCUCUAGACUCAGAUGACGAUCAUCUAGAUAGUUCUUCUGUCUUACCAAACAAAUUGGAGGAAAUGCGUGAGAACGCUAAAAUAUCUGAUGUUUGUGAUACUGAAACAAUGACAAAUCCGGAUGACUUACAAAAGCAAGAAAUUGUCUAUAAUGUUACAUACCAAGAUUUGGUUGAAGAAAUGACUGAAGGAGAUGAAAUGGAAGUUGAAUAUUUAGACAUAAAUACAUAUUCAAAUGAUGACCAUUUAGAAACAAGUUCAUUAAAAAACGCGGAUUGUUUGGACGUAUCGACAAAUCAAAAAGCUCUAUUAGAUACAAAUUUAACAAUCGAUACAGAAAUGGAUGUGAGCAAUGUGUCAACUUUGCGUUCUGCCAAAGGCGGCGAAUUGUUAUGUGUAGAUGGUUAUAUUUACCAUUUGAGGAGUACGCAGAAUAAUCGUACCUAUUGGUCAUGCAUAAAAUGCAAGGAUCCGGAACUUAAUUGCAAAAGUCGUGUAUCUACAAUUAAUGUGAAUAAUGAGAUACGUGUUUUCCGUACCACUAACCGUCAUACUCACCCGGUAAUUGAGUCAGAUAUUAAACGCCGUUUAUUCAACGAAAUAAAAAAUGAGAAAAAUCAUGCGGAAAAAAUAUUUGGACCAUCAAUAGAUGCUCUAAAUGUGAAAUAUACAAAAAUAUUAGGAAAAGAUACAGCGAAAAAGGGAUUGGACAACUUCGAGACGGAAAUCGAUGAUGCCAUAGGUAUGACGAUGAAAUUGUAUGCCGUGUCCGAUGGCCCCCCAUCACUAUCAGUUCGCAUGGUUCUUAAGGCUCUCAACAUACCUUACGAACUGGUUAAUAUCGACUUUAUCGCCGGAGAACAUAUGACAGAGGAUUAUGCCAAAAUGAAUCCGCAAAAAGAAAUUCCCGUGCUUGAUGAUGACGGUUUUUAUUUACCCGAGAGCAUUGCUAUAAUGCAGUAUCUUUGUGAUAAAUAUGCUCCAAAUAAUAAUCUAUAUCCGAGAGAUGCAAACAAGCGAGCUAUUGUGAACCACAGGCUCUGCUUCAAUAUGGGUUUUUACUAUGCCGCCAUUUCAGCUCAUAGUAUGGCGCCAAUAUUUUUCGAUUACCAACGCACCGAUAUGAGCCUUAAGAAAGUUAAUAAUGCUUUAAGUGUUUUUGAAACAUAUUUGCGAGAUGGCGCCACGAAGUAUGCCGCCGCAGAUUUUUUGACAAUUGCUGAUUUGGGCUUAGUGUCAGCUACUAUGUGCCUAGAAGCAAUCAACUUUGAUUUUUCACCUUACCCAUUGGUACAGAAAUGGUACGAAACAUUUAAAUUGGAAAAACCUGAAUUGUGGGAAAUCGCAAAUGGUGGAAUGCAGGAAAUUGCUGAAUUCGAGAAAAACCCUCCAGACUUAUCUCACAUGAAACAUCCAUUUCAUCCAACACGCAAAUUAAAAGAAUAAAUUUGGAUAAUUGGAUUACGAAAACAAACACUCGUCGCUUUCUAUAUUGAAAACAUCAGCAAUUAUCUUAAAAAGGUUUAAUUUUUUCAAUGUUAUUUUUAUCAAUUCUAGUAAAAAUUAAAAUGUAUACAAAAUAUAAUAUUUAUCGAGAUAUCUCUUGAAAUUGUUAAGCACUCUCUAUAAUUUUCACAAAUAUAACCAUUUAUUUUACUUUCAAAAACAAAAGGUUAAAGUGUGGUAAAUAAUUAUAUAAUAUUAAUUGUGAAGUAAUAUAUUAAUAAACUGUUCAGAAUCUUAUAUAUUUAAGGUCGCAGCAUUACGUAAAACAUAAUCCUUAAACUAAAAACUUUGAUAGCAACAUUUUACUUUUUUUUUGCCACAUUCAAACAAAGCACAACUCUUCAAAAAUUAAGCUAAGUUAUUUCGUUCGGGGAAUAUACAUAUAUUUAUGCAUUAUGCGUGAAAAUUACUCCAUUUGUUGGCUACCUUUAAAAGGCAAGCCAUAAAUAGAAGCAAAUGUAAACGAUAAGGAGAUGCUGUAGAUUAGGAAUUAGAAAAAACCUAUUGUUCAAAACUGACUUGGUCGUCCGACGAUGACAAUGUAGUUAGCAAAAACUUUUUUCAAGCUUUUAAGAAUUUUUCUGAUAUUUGAUUAUAAGUUUGAUACCUAAGGGAAACGACUAUAAAAGCUAAGUUACUGUUUUUUACGAUUAGAAAGAUAGUAAACAUCAAUAUAUCAGAAAAUUGCUGUCAAAUGUACUGAAUUUACCUGAAGUCCUCAAUUAAACUUCCAAUUGCCUCCGAAAGCUUCCGAUACGUUCGUCCCCAUGAUGAAUCUUGUGUCACAUCACCCAACAACGCUUUAGGAUCUGGGUCCAAAUAGUUGUCAAGCUGUUUACGUGCUGUUUUGCUGAGCAAAUCCAUUUUACUUAAUAUAUUUACAUGCGGCAUUUCUAAGUUGGCCAUUA